CAGCAAAUCUCCCAAUAAAGAAGAGAGCAAUGGCUGAAGAAUCUCUCAGAGCACCGGAGUCUAAGUCAGAGUCUGACAGCGGCGAUGGAGAUGUGACUUGCUUAUCCGCCGAAGACGUCACGAAAGAGGCACUUACAGUCCAAGAAUACCAGAUGAAAGCUUUCUACCAUCUUCUCCAAGUUUUCUCUUUAGAAACCUCGACAAUGUCAAAGAAGAGGACUGAGAUCAUUGAGAAACUGAUGAACGAGUGGGGGAUAUCUGACGAAACUUGCAACGCUUUUGCGGAUAAGAUUCAGAAGAAUCUUCUGAAGCUAGAGAAAAGGGAGGAUGCAUCUGUAUCUGAUGAGAAGGAAACGCAGAUAGUACCAGAGACGCCAUUGACCAAACCUGCAUCGCCGAGUUCGACUUAUGUUCCUGAAUCUGGAAAAAGCUGGGGUAGUGUUAAUCCUGAGUAUCUUCUUGGAAAAUGUGUUCGUAUGAGGCUGCCAGAGGAAGCUGAGUUCAACGAAUACAUCAUCAAAGCAUAUGAUGCGGAACAGGAAAUGCAUCGCGUUGUGGCCGCAGACUCGAAUGCAAUGGAGGUUGAUGACCCGUAUAGCUUGAUAGAUCUCAGAGAAGUUUCUCCUGAAGAUAUAAUGUGGGAAGGUGGAGAAAAGCCAAACUUUGAUGCUCCCAAGCAGUCUACAGCUCGACGAUCCCUUCUCUGAUAACAAGGCUCUACAAUCACAUUGUCAGCAAAUCUUGACAAGGUAACUUUGCCAAUGAUAUAUAUAUAUAACACAUGUACAUUCUCAGUGAAAUCUUAAUUACUGAUGACUUGGCAGAAAAAAAUUAGUGACAAUCUUGGUUUUUUUUAAUGCAGGGCAAUGAUAAGAAGAUUGAUCAAGACCCUCUUUAAAUUUUCUUUUGAGCUCUUUUUAGUUGUACAAUCACAUAACACAGACCUUUUCUGGUGUUGUUUGCUGGAAUUACAGUAGAAACGGGUCAGUGUUGAAGUGUUGUUAAACAGGAUUCAGAUACUUGCUUU
Camelina sativa (false flax) is the source of this 1027-nucleotide messenger RNA. Lineage: Eukaryota; Viridiplantae; Streptophyta; Magnoliopsida; Brassicales; Brassicaceae. The record is from RefSeq and is a predicted model, not a curated record.